AUGAAACCAGGCUUGCAUGGAUUUUGGCUAGGGCCGUCGCCCCGACGCCAACAUGAGAGUGAACUGAUGUGUAGCGGAGGGCCAUCGCAAUCGGACUGCACUCAUCUCGAUCUACGAGAAGAGCGGCGGAAACGCGAUGACCGACCGGAACGUGAGGAACUACGCGAUCGACUCGAUCGGCCCGACUUGCUUAAACGACUCGAACGACCCGACCUGCUUGAUCUCGACGAACGUCUGGACCUCUGCGAUCGCGAAGAACGACUAGACCUCCGCGAUCGCCCUGAGCGUUCAGACUUCUGCGAUCGAGCGGCUAGACCUCGGGAAUGGCUGAAAUACUGGCUGCUUACACUGGCAUAG
This is a messenger RNA of Haemonchus placei, 357 nucleotides long. The record is from the annotation of a GenBank genome assembly. NCBI's taxonomy places the organism in Eukaryota, Metazoa, Nematoda, Chromadorea, Rhabditida, Trichostrongylidae.